Molecule: messenger RNA, 867 nt
Organism: Paraglomus brasilianum
Lineage: Eukaryota; Fungi; Glomeromycota; Glomeromycetes; Paraglomerales; Paraglomeraceae
Source: the annotation of a GenBank genome assembly
AUGGCCAAGGUUGCGCUCGUCACCGGUGCGAAUAAGGGCAUUGGUUAUGCAAUAGUCAAGAAUCUGGCAUUGAAAUAUACCGAAUUGCAACGCACCCAAUCUCUUACUAUUUAUCUUUCGGCGCGUAACAAGUCUCUGGGCGAAACAUCCCUAACUGAGCUUCAGAAAGAAUUAAAGCCCCAGAAAAUUCUGAGUGAUGAUGGAGGAAAUGUCGAUUUAAAGUUCAUGAGGAUAGAUCUGACCGAUGAACAGACAAUGGAGAACGCCAAAGAAGAUUUACUGAAGAAUCACGGAGGGUUGGAUAUCCUGAUUAACAACGCUGCAAUGGCAUUUAAGGGAUCUGCGUUUGAUGUCAACGUAGUUCGCACUACGUUUGCAACAAACUUUUACGGUACGCUCAAACUAUGCAAUUACCUGCUACCGAUAAUCAGGCCCGAAGGUCGAUUGAUCAAUAUAGCGAGCUCCGCCGGUCGAUUGGGCAUACUCAGCCAAGAGCUCGCUCGGGAAUUCACCAAUGACGAUUUAGACGUUGAUGGUUUGAUUGCUCUUAUGAAGAAGUUUGAGGAUGCUGUGGAGAAAGGAACUUGGGCGGAAGAAGGAUGGCCAACAAACUCAUACGGUAUGAGUAAAGUAGGCGUCACCGCCCUGACAAGGAUACUUGCCCGUCGUGUUAACAGCGAAGGAAAAGACAUCUUGGUUAGUGCUUGUUGCCCAGGAUGGGUGAGGACUGACAUGGCCGGACCUGCGGCAACUCUAACAACAGAUCAAGGUGCGGAAACGCCGGUGUUUCUAGCUUUGGACGAAACAACUGUGCCACAAGCGAAUAACGGAGAGUUCUGGAAACGGUGCAAGGUUGCCCAAUGGUAA